Saprolegnia parasitica CBS 223.65 is the source of this 4113-nucleotide messenger RNA. RefSeq lists its product as hypothetical. NCBI's taxonomy places the organism in Eukaryota, Oomycota, Saprolegniomycetes, Saprolegniales, Saprolegniaceae. The record is from RefSeq and is a predicted model, not a curated record. The coding region runs from base 1 to 4113 and encodes 1370 amino acids. The transcript is spliced from 4 exons.
AUGUCCGACCGCAGUGGCGGAGCGCGCCGCAGCGACCCCAAGCACAAGACGUACGACCGCGCCCGAAGCGCGCCGGUCCCCGGGCGGAAGCCGUCAUCGUAUGGCCGACAGGCGCACCCACAGAAUGCGCCAGCCCACGCGCGCAAGAAGCCGGCGCGUGAGCGUAAGGUGCCACGGACGCCGUUAGCCCAAGGGUGGAAGCCACCGUCUCGAGCUCACACGCCGCCGGGCCAUGCACACGUAGCCAAGCCAAAGCGUGACAAGUAUGGCGACAUUGAGCCUGCGCCACCAACGCCGGCCGAACAAAAGCUCAUGGACCGUAUCCUGUACGAUCGGAACGACUGGAAGCAGGCGUACCUCGCGGCGUACAUGGCGCGCAACUUCCUCAAUGGCGCGAGCUCCCUUGGCGACCCGUCUCCAAGCGCCAUGGCGACCAAGCUCGAGGACUGGCUUGGCCUCUACCUCACGCGCACGUUUCCACUUGUCCGCGCCAUGUCCAAGCUCCUGAAAGAAUCGACGCGGGCGGCGGACUAUGACCGUCACAUCCACCUCGUGUUUACGAUGGCUGCCAAGAUCGCAGCUGCCUACGUCGACGAGGUCGGCGACGCCCGAGGACUCUCGGAAGAAACGCUCCGAGUGCCCCGGCUACUGGCCAACUGCGCGCUCAAGGAGCUCGCGGACUCGCACUGCUUGAAGCACCGCCUUCCCGGCGGCAUCAACACGAUGCGCCACACGAUCCUCGGGCGAAAAGCGCUUGAUGUGGACAUGGCGACCGAGCGCGGCCGCCUGUCGCUCUACGCAGCGUGCCUCGGCGAAGGCGCGCUGGACGCGGCGACGCGCGAAAGCUUUGGCCCGCUGAUUGCAACGGCGCUCUCGCAGCGCGCGGCCGGCGUCCGUGUCGUCGCAUCCUUCACCUCGUACAUGCACGUUGCCCAGGACAUGCCUCGGGACGGGCGGUUCGUGGCACUGACCGUCUGCCGGCACAAGCCGCCCGUGGACGGCGCCAAGGACAUCGAAGUCGAAUUCGAAGAGUCGCUCGCGGGGCUCUUCCACGAAGGCACGCUUGUCUCGUUUGAGUUUCACGGCCUCUCGUCGGGGCAAUGGUACGCCGUGAGCCCUGGCCGCAUCUACCCGAGCUUCUACUGUCCAUGCCGGCGCGUCUCGAGCGGCCUACGACGGUCAUCGCCGCGCCGACGGAAGGCACCUCGCGAACUGUCGCGUGUCGUCGCAUCGGUCGGUGCGGCCUUCUCGAGCGACGACGAGAACGAAGAGACGAAGGCACCACCACCGGCCGCCGCGCCCAAGGGCAUUUUAGAUAUUGCGCGCAAGAUCCAGUCGCCGGCGAGCCUGUUGCUGCUACAAGAUGUAUGCAAUGACCGACCGCCAGCACGGAGUGCGGUCAUGGACCUGCUGGCUGACGCGAUCCCGUCGACGCUCGUGUCAGCCGACGUGCCGCGCAAGCGAUCUCGGUCGCAUGGGAGCUCGAUGGCGCAGCGCGUGCUAAAGAUGUCGCGCGUCGAAGUCCUGGACGACUACGGCAGCGACUCGGAGCCGAGUUCGACCAUCGACGUCGGUCGUUCCGGGCACAUGUCACCGGCCUCCAACGAUGAGGCCGAGUGGCGCCAAGCAGCCCCGCUCUCACCGGCGAGUUCGAUCAUGUCAACGUCGUCCAGCCGCAUCGACGAGCACUAUGACGACGGCAUUGGGUGGAACAUGGAUCUGGCAAGCGACGACGAUGCACCGUCGCUCGGCCCAAUGCUCGGUAGCGAUUAUGGCACGACAGAACGUGCCUUCGUGCAUCCGUUAGAAGACGGUGUUUCGACGAACGUCGCUGGCAACGACUGUGGUCGUGAGCGCACCGAUGACACCCAAGUGGACCUGCCUCGCGACCCUUUGACGACCAAUGUGACCAGCCUCGUGGUGGGCCAAAACGAAGACGACGACGAGGCGCUGCGAAGCGCGGCACUCACGACGUCGGGUCUGGAGAAAGUGCUCGCCGAAGGCGCAGCGAGGACCGCCGUCGUUGUGGACGCUCACGACGGGAUGCGUGCACCGCCUCACCAAGACGACAUCCACCGCGCACCCGAGCCACUCGACGACGAAGAAGCCGUGUCACAAACGUCUGCGUCCGUAGAUGCCAAGAUGCCCAGCACCACCAUGGGUGUCGAUCAUCAUCCCAUGUCGAGCCCGACAAGGGCGGCUAACGAUGCAUCCGAGGGUCUACCUGACGUUCAAGAGUCUGCUUCAACCGACAUCAUCGCGCCUGUGGAGGUCGACAAGGCACCCAUUGAGGCAGCGACCAUCGACGACGGUACCGGCACGCCUGAUGUGGCCGCCGCCAACGCUCUAUGUGUGCCCGGCUCGAACAACAAAGUCGUGACGUGUGCUGACGAGCCUACGCCAACCCCAGUGGUGCCCGUGAUCUCUGACGCAGUCGACCCGGAGCGUGCGGCAGCGCUCACACAAGACGUCAACGCCGCCGUUGCCCAAGCGACGUUAGUCCACGACCCAAUCACCGCCGACGGCAUUUCUCGACGCGACGCAGCGACGCCGCUCUUGGGUGACGCCGACGUUCUCGUGCCCGAGAAAAACUCCAAGCACAACUCCGUCCCCGUCGUUGACUUGGACACGUGUGACGGUGGUCACCAUCGCCAAGCGGCUGACGUCACGAGCGCAGUGAGCGAAGACGAUGCGAGCGAGACAGAAGAGAUUUUUGUCGAGGUCUUUGAGGUCGAGGACAGCGAUGACGACAUGGUCGUGGAUGAAAACGAUGCGACGGCCAACGCGCGUGGGGACGAAGAAGACGACGUCAACGACGAGUUUGUCGAAGUCUUUGAAAUUCUCGAUGACGACGAUGACGACGACGACGAGCUGCUUCAAGACGCCUCCAACAACGGGCACGACGUCAACACUGAAAGCGCGUCGCAGCUGCUCGCUGUCACUCACGAUGCCAGUGUUGAUGCGCUCCCAAGCGCUGCGACGGGCGGCGGCACGCCCGCCGACGUAGUCCAAGGCGAUGACGCGCUCGACGUCGGCGACGUGGACGGUGAUGACGCGCUCGACGUCAGCGAUGUGGGCGGUGAUGACGGAAAGCUCGCGGCGCCACUCAACGCUGUUGAAGACAGCGUUGCAUCGGUCGAGGUAGCACCGUACCACCACACGAUCGAGAUCGACGACUCGGAUGACGACGACAACGAACCAGCGCACGCCGCACGCGCCACGCCGCAACCCAAUCCGCAUCAAGUCGACGCGCACGACGAGCAAGAUGAUGAUGCAUCGGUCGUCAUCGAGGCGUCGAGCAACAUGGCGGCGCCUGUUCCAAUCCAAAUCGCCGAUGGAGCACCAUCAUCAUUGUUGCACCGAGUCGACGAAGCCCGCGAUGAACAACCGCUCGAUCUGGUCGAAGACAUUGAUGACGCAGCCGUGUCAAGUCACAACGACCGUCAUGACCAAGUGAGCGCGGAGGCAAUCGACGUUCUGGUCACGCCGGCAAACGAUGCACCGCGACCAACAGAGACGUCACCAAGUCCACCGGGCGUCGAACUGCCUCUCGACGCAAGCUUGCCCGGAGGUAACUCAUUUCUCACGCCGCCGAGUCGAGACAUUGUUGGCCCACCUCCGCGAUCGCCUCCGCCACCACCUCUUCCGUUCCUCCCACCACCCGGCAUUGAUGUCGGUGCAACGUACGCCGCGUCGAGCGACGAUUACAAUAGCAUUUCGUCGUCGUCGUCGUCAUCGUCAUCGUCCGACGAAGCACCGCCGCCGCCACCCGACGAAGCACCGCCGCCGCCACCCGACGAAGCUCCGCCGCUGUCACCACCCAGAGACAUGGCGUGCGUGGUCCGGGUCAAGUUGCCAACAGCCAUUAAGCGACAAAUGAUCGUUGCACCAAAGCGCCCUCGGCCGCAGCCCAUCUACCACUCCGACAUGUUCGAGUCCAGUGCUUCGAGCCCCGACGACGCGUCCGACUACGAAGAAGGCGAUGACAGUGGUCCUCGUCCCAAAAACGCCCACGGCUCGGCCAGCAUUCCGCCGUCGACCGUGUCGUCGUCCGAUUCGAGUAGCGAUGCGAGCUCCGAGGACGAUGAGGGAUCUGACGAGGAUGAGCUGUAA